CGGCACUCUUGAUUUUUGUCGUGUAAACGGCACCGGGCCUGUCCGAUUGCGGUACGCGUACCUAAAAUUUUUGGCGGGCCGAGACCAUCUCUUGAGGUAGUCUCGGCCCGCCAAAUAAGCGGCACCGUGCCCGAAAUUUUGCUAUUUCAGCACUUUUCGGUGGCGCGAAAUAUUUCGCGAGAAUUAGUAUUAAGCAAAAUGGCCGCCGUCAAGAGAAACAGAGGGAAAGUAUGGAGCAACGAAGCAACAAAAACCCUGCUUAAUCUGUGGUGCGAUGAAGCAAUUCAGGUUGCAUUUGAUCAGUCCAAAGGGUCUAAAGAAAGUAGUAAAGUUUAUCAGAGGUUACUGGUAAGUUAUUCCGCAUAUUUUUUAAUAUUUUAACAUAAUUUUUAGGGUGGCAUUCGACUGAUUCGAGUUGGCAUCAUUGCAAUUUUAAUAGCCACAUGGCAUUGGCAUACGAUAGAGCAUGCAACAGAACUGCAAAACACAACUUUUAAUAGACCACGUUGAGGAAGAUGGCUAGUUCUGGUAGUGUGUAAUAGCAUAAUACGUAUAUUAUGUUGGAAAUUUUAAACAAUAUAUAUUUACGUCAUUUUAAUACAAAAUAAAAGUUACUGUACACGUAACACGUUUAGAAUGCUACUUUGUAUAAUUUGAAUGUUACUCAAUAUAUUUUGUAGGAUCAGUUACGAGCGAAAGGUUUUUCUGACUUCACAUUAAAGGAAGUUGUAAAUAAAAUGAAAAAAUUAAGACAAAAGUAUAAAGCUGAGAAAGAUAAAACGAAAAAAUCGGGAAAUGGUAGAAGCAAUAAGUGGGUAUUUUUUGAGCAGAUGGACAGGUUCCUUUCUCAAAGACAUAAUAUCACUCCUGUUGCUCUUGUGGACACAAUGGCAGAAUCUGAGAAAAUGGAUCACCAAAGCGAUUCUUUAGAUGAUGAUCAGAGUUUAGGUAUGCAGCAAGUUUGUUAAGAUUCAAGUCAAACCAUUUUUUUUAAUAUCUAAUUUAAAAGGCUGAAACUGGUUUAGGGACCAGUCAUAAAGUAUUUACUAGGGGGUGUGGAGGAUAUUUUUGAGGGUCCGAAAAAAACAACAGAACCUCUAGGGGGUACCAAAAUCUUCGUACUAUAGGUACGGAAAAUCAGAUUUAAGUUUGGAGAGAAUUGUUUUACUAGGGGGUCUAUUAUAGUUCCACAGGUUUUUGGGAGGGUAUGGAAAUAUGUACUUGAAAUUUAAUUUAUCCUCCACCCCACCCCCCCUCUAGUAAUUACUUUAUGACCGGUCCCUUGAUUAAUUAUGGAGAUAGCGUAGCCAGGUUUAGACAUAAUUAAGAAUAUAAACAUUCUCUGACUAAAAUGUUUUAUUUAAAACGAGCUUUCGACUACCUAAAUUAAACCAGUUUCAGCCAGCCUCCUAAUAUUGGGAGACACUUUGUGCCCCUAAAAUAAACAUACCUAUAAGCAGAAUACAGUAGGAGUGUUGGACUAAUGAAAGAGGUACAAACCUGGAGACCUCUAAUUUAAAAAAAUGUAUUACACUUUGUGCUAAACAUGCACCUCCCCUCUCCCCUCCAGUAAUUAUCAGGCUUCCUACACCCCUGAACCAGUCAUUAUUAAAAUGUUGGAUGAGAGUUAUUGAAUAUCAGCAAAAUAAAAUAUGGCUAAAGCCUCUUUUUCCUUUUUUCUAAAAUUGUAUGUCAUUUGCAUGGAUCUUAAUUCGACAUUGUUAUUUAGUACCAUCUUUUGUAAAGUAAUCUGAAUACUUAAUUAUUAAAUUUUACUUCAUAUUGAUCAUAAUGACAUGUUGCAUUUUUUGCUAGUUGACAAUCUAAUGGAUAAGUAUGGGGAAGGUUCAACACAGAUUCACAAAUGUCAGACAUGUGAGUAUGAAAAAAAGAUUUACUCAGGAGGCACACACAUUACUGAAGGUGGUUCUCUGAUGGUGUAUGCAGAAGAGGAUGAAUUUGUGUGUCCAAAUUGUGACCCAAGUGCUGUUGAUGGAAAUGACAGUGAUGCUGGUAAGAGCUAGAGUAAAUAUAGCUAAAAAUAAUAUAUUUUAUUCCAUUGCACCAUUACUGGUACACAGGAUAUAAUACAAUAUAACAGAUACAUACAAACAAUAAAACUGUAGCUAUUCCUUAAUUACAAACAGUACAGUCAGACAAAAUCUUAGUUAAAUGUUGUUCUUUAAGUUUUUAAUAAUCCUGUAGCUAGGCAAAGCCAUGAAUUUUAUAAUAAUAUUACUCAAUAUUUGAUAUUUCAUAUACAUUCAACAUUUAAUUGUAGAUGACAUAUGCCUGAAAUGGCUUAAUAUUUUAAACAUUUUCUGGUGGACCAUGCCAUGACCAUCUAUCUAGUCCUGGGAAAAAACCAUACAUUCUGCUCUGGCCAAACCGGCAAAAAGACUUUUAAACAAAUGUGUACUGAUGUUGUGUUUUUGUGAAACAUUAAUGUACAUUACCGAGGCCGGUAGGGGGGAGAUGCCCAAGGCCUGGAAGUCGGGGGCAGCAGAAUAUCACCAGAGCGCAGCGCGCACAUGUGUGCUUGUGUGUGUGAUUGUGUAUGUGUGUGUGGAUGGGAGGCAAUGGUCACAAAUCUGCCCUGGGGCCCUAUGAUGGGUCUUGCUAGUCAUGCAUGUAGACCAAAAAUUUUGACUAAAUAUCAUUAGGAGUACCUGAGGUGAAUGACCCAAAAUUAGAAAACAAAGAAGAGAAAGACAUGAUAAAAGAAGAAAGUACAACUGAUAAAAAGAUUGGGGCAAGGAAGAAGAGAAAGAGUACAGUUGAGAAAAGCAUGGAAGUCGCUUUUAACCAGUUUAAAGAAACUGCUAAAGAUGAUUUCGAAAGGUAGGUGAUUACACAUAAAAGGAUGGUUCUGAAACAGAUAUGGAAGGAGUAAAAUCAAACAGGAUGACGAGGUUGUUUGACUCUAUAAACCUGUGUGCGCUGCAAGGUUUGCAGAGUGGACAUGGCUUAUUUGUGAUAUUCCAACAAAAUGUCGUUUAGGAAUUAUUUUAAACCUGCAUUAAUUCAGACAUACAUAGUUUAUUUCAAAUUUAAAAUUAGCAAACUGUUAUUUCAUUUUGAAGUUAAAUGUCAAUUUUUUAACUUUAUAUUUUUCAAUAAUUUUCAUAAAGUUGCGGUACCAUUGCAUGCCUUAUUUGUUUCUAAUUGCCUAUGCAAGUGUAUGGCCCUCUAAGUCUACUAUGAAUAAGUUCCAACUUUAAAAACAUGUGGUCCAUAAGCAGAUGACUCCAGAAUUAAUUGUGUUGGCCAAACAAUAUAUUGUGAACAUUUCUUAAACAAUAUUCUGUACAAUUUAACUAUGGCUUUUAAACAGACCAAUUGUAUUCCCCUAAUUAAUAUCUUCUAGAUAUAAGAAAUUUGAACAGGCAAGAUUAGAUAAAGAGCACCAAUUCUAUAUGGAACAAGCAAGACUGGAGAAUGAAAGAAGAAAGGAGGAAAGGGAACACGAGUUAAAGAUUUUUGGUAUGAUGAUUGGCAGCAUAAACCAGUCAGGUCAAAAUUUAAGCAGCCCGGCGUCCACUUUCUGUUCCCAACCAUUUGCCAAUGUUCAGAAACAAACCAAUAUAGGAAACAGCUACGGAUGUGAUGCUCAGGAUGUUACUCGCUACAACUUGGACGGAGACAAAACCUAUGUUGAUUUAUAGAUGUACAACAUUUAUACAGUAUUAAAAUUAAGGACUAAGUAACGUAUUCAUAUUUGCUAUUCUUUACCCAUUCUGGGUUACGUAAUUUUAGUGCGUUGUGUUAUACUGUGCUAUGCAACUGUCGGAAUAAAGAUGCACACGGACGAACGUUGCAUGUACAACACCUUGUUUUGGAUUACAUUUUGGAGACAGUUAGCAAUAAAUACUGUGUGCUAUAGGUUAACAAAUUAUAAUUUGUUCUUUAAAGGAUUUUUCCUUGUAAAAAGUUUAUUUUGCGAACAUUUUAAAGUUUAUUUUGCGAACAUUUUAUAUUUAAAGUGUUAAUGUCAACCGAUGUAUAUUAAUAUAUUUAUAUCAAUUACCAUUGUAUGGAUUAUUGUUCUCAGCCGGACGUCAGUUCUUCCUAGCUAAAGUAAUCUGCUAAUGCUUCACGAAUGUCGUGUGCAUCAGCUUCUACAAUGUCAACGUUAUCAAUCCCCACAACUGCCUCUUCGGCUCUUUCUGGUCCUUCCCACUGCGGCAAAAAAUCGUUGUUUUGAAUUUCGCAAAUGUUAUGCAGAAUACAAGAGGCUAAAACAACAUUGACCAGGGCAGGUACCUCCAUAUCAACACAUUUUCUAAAUCUAAUAAAACGUCCUUUCCACCUGCCGAAGGUGUUUUCUACAGUCAUUCUGGCUCUACUAAGGCGAUAGUUAAACACUCGUUCUCUUCUCGGCUGGUUAUCGUUUCUCUGAAAACCUUUCAAAACCCAUGGCAAGAGGGGAUAAGCAGGAUCUGCUACUAUAAAUGGUGACAUUUCUACUCCUUGUAAUUCCACAGUGAGAUCAUCUGGAAAUAGCUUGCCUUCAUUCCCUUUCUUGAAAAUAGAUGAAUUUGAAAAUACCCGUGCGUCGUGAACGCUUCCAGGCCAACCGAUGACCACAUCUCUAUACAGGUAUUUGCAAUCCACUACAGCUUGCAUGAUUAUGCUGUGAUAGCCUUUCCGGUUUACGUAUUCUGCGUGACAUUCGGACGGUGCAACAAUAGGAAUGUGUGUCCCGUCAAUCGCUCCAGCACACAUUGGAAAACCCCAUCGUUGUUCAUAAUCAUUGAUAAUUUGCACCAAUUCGUCUCCAUGCGGAAAACUCACAACAUACGACAACUUGCUCGUUAUUGCUUUGCAGACAUCUCUAACGCAUAAACACACGAACGAUCUUGAAACACCAAAUAAAUUGGCUAUAGUCCUAUAUUCAGCAGUGGAUGCCAAGAAGUAUAAUGUAAUGGCCAGCCGUCGCUUCGCCGAAAUUGCAGAACGCAUGACUGUAUCUUUGCAGCGUAUAUAUUCCAUGACUUUAUUUAAAAGAAAUUCGAAUGUCCCCCUUGUAACUCGAAAGUUUGAAUACCAAAGUUCGUCAUUAUACUCUCGAUCUACCAUCUCGAACCAAGUAAGUGAUCGUGGAUGCAUCCACAGUGCUCUAUAACGUGGACGGUUAACACAAACUAAUAUUGCUUUCAAAAAUGUAAUUCGCAGUUUAUUCGUUGAAUAAGCAUCUGAUCUCAGCAGGGUUUUUUUCUCUAAUAUUUUAUUAGCUCUUUUUUCUCUCCUACGAAGGAACCAAAGUAGCAGUAAUUUGAGUUUGUGUGCUUGGUUGAAAGCCGCCAUAUUUAAAUUUUCCCGCGGAAAUAUUAACCGCUGAAAAUGUACUUUGGGCUCUAUUUUUACGAGUGCCGUGCCAAAUUAUUGGAGUGCCCGUCGAAUUUUUUUUGGUCCGGCAAUUUGGCAAACUUUUGUCGUGUAAACGUGUGAGUGCCGUGCUAUGAAUAAAUGGUACGGUACCAAAAUUAAGCGUGCCGUGCCAUAAACGUUUGUCGUGUAAACGGGGCUUAAA
Paramuricea clavata is the source of this 5533-nucleotide messenger RNA. Lineage: Eukaryota; Metazoa; Cnidaria; Anthozoa; Malacalcyonacea; Plexauridae. The record is from the annotation of a GenBank genome assembly.